Molecule: messenger RNA, 1128 nt
Organism: Plasmodium relictum
Lineage: Eukaryota; Apicomplexa; Aconoidasida; Haemosporida; Plasmodiidae
Gene: nPrx
Product: merozoite capping protein 1, putative
Exons: 3
Coding region: 1-1128 (375 amino acids)
Biological process (GO): cell redox homeostasis; cellular response to oxidative stress
Cellular component (GO): cytoplasm
Molecular function (GO): thioredoxin peroxidase activity
Source: RefSeq, a predicted model, not a curated record
AUGGAUCAAAUAAAAGAAAAUAAAACAAUAACAGAUUCAAUUUUAAAAAUUGACCUAUUAAAUGAAAAGAAUGAAAAAACCAAUUUGUAUAAUGAAAUAAAAAAAAAUAAAGAUAAAAAUGGCAUGGUCAUUUUUAUUUAUCCUAAGGCAAACACUCCCGGAUGUACAAAACAAGCACAAUUAUUCAAAGAAAAUUUUGAAAAAAUUGUGAAAAGUAAAUUUUUUGUUUAUGGUUUGUCUGCUGACUCUCCUAAGGCACAAGCUAAAUGGAAACAAAAAUUAAAUUUGCAGUACGACUUACUAUGUGAUGAAGAAAAAAAGUUACUAAGAGAAAUUGGUUGUUUAAAAGGAAAUAGUAUAAUAAGAUCACAUUUAAUAAUAAGAAAUGAUUUUAAUUUAUCUUAUUUUAAAAAAGGAGUAUCUCCUACAAAUUCUGCUGAUGAUAUUUUAGGUUUUCUAUUAAAAAGAGAAGAAAAUGGAAAUAUAAAUAAAAAUGAAAAUACUGAAGAAAAGAAAAAAUCCUUACCAAAAAUAAAUGGAAAUGAGAAAGACAAGAAUAAGAAAUCUGCUAAAGUUAAAAAAAAUAAAAACGGUAUAAAUAAAGUUACAACUGUAGGAAAAAAGAAUGUAAUUAAAAAAAAUAAAAAUAGCGAAAGGGAAUUGAAUAAUAAUGAAGAAAAUAAAAAAGAAUUAAAAAGAAAAGGAAAAGGUAAAGGUGAAAAUAUAGAAAUAAAAAAAAAAGUUAAAACCAAAGAAGCUAAAAAGAAGUCCAACACAAAAAAGGAAGGUGAAGAAAAAAAGAGUAUAAAAAAAGAAAAGAAAAAAAAUUUGAAAAUAAAAGUUGAAAAUAAAAAGCAAUUGAAUAAUAAAGAUGAUAAUAAAAAAAAAAUAAAGAUUAAAGAGGAACAAAAAAAAAAAUUGAAUCAUAAAGGAGGAAAUAAAAAGGAAUUUAAAAACAAAGGUGAAAAAGAAAAAAGAAUUGAAAAGAAAAAACAAGAAAUUAAAAAAAAUACAAAAAUUAAAGAUAAAAACCAAAGUAUUAAUGAAAUUAAAAAUGAAAAAAAAGUUAAAAAAGUUUUAAAAAAAAAGGGAACUAAAAAUAUAAAGAAGCAAAUACCAAAUAAUUAA